GGAAAAUCUACCGAAACGGCUUCUCGGAGUAUCGUUCUACUGGUGGCUUCGCAUCGAGCACCACAGAUCGUCGCGUACAGCACAGGCACAUUCACGACCGCGGCGUGCAGCCAGAGCACGACAGACACCAAAAAUCUGAAACAUGCCUCUCGUCCUCAUCUCAGGAUAUCCGUCCGCGGGGAAGACCACGCGCGCCCUCCAGUUCAAGGAGUACUGUGCGUCCAAGAUCGCCGAUACCAGUGCCGAUGCGCGCGCCAGCCGGCUGAAGGUGCACCUCAUCAACGACCAGACGCUGGGAGUCUCGCGCACCGUCUACCACACGGCCAGGGCCGAGAAGGAUGCGCGUGCGGAGGAAUAUUCUGCCGUAAAGCGAGUGCUCUCGCGCGACGACAUAGUUAUCGCCGAUGGCCUGAACUACAUCAAGGGCUUCCGCUACCAGCUGUACUGCGAGGCAAAGGCCGUGUCGACGCCGAGCUGCGUGGUGCACAUAGGCACGCCCGCCGACAAGUGUCGCGAGAUCAACACGGCGCUGCUGGCCGACAAGGACAAGGAUGGCGGCUACGAGGAGGACGAUUUUGAGAACCUGAUCUUCAGGUACGAGGAGCCGAACGGCAUGACACGGUGGGACAGUCCGCUGUUCAUCGUGGUGCAAGAAGAUGAGACUGCUUGGUGCGACCAGGUCUGGGACGCCCUCGUAGGCAGUGACGGGAAGGCCAAAGUUGUCAGACCUCACCAGGCGACGGUGCUGAAACCUGCAACCGAGCAGAACUAUCUCUACGAGCUGGACAAGACCACUUCCGACAUCAUCGCGCAGAUAACGACGUACCAGAAGGACCAUGCUGGAGAGGGCGGUGGACAAAUUAAGGUGCAAGACGUCGAGCGGCCUCUGGAGCUGCCAGCGACGCCAAUGACACUACCGCAGCUGCAGCGCAUCCGCCGCCAGUUCAUCACCAUGAACCGGUCGCACAGCUUGUCAAAAGCACGAAUCAGGGAGGUCUUCGUUGACUUUCUCAGCAGCGAAUUCCAGCGCUAGACGGCGG
Boeremia exigua is the source of this 1040-nucleotide messenger RNA. Its product is annotated as chromatin associated protein KTI12. The record is from RefSeq and is a predicted model, not a curated record. The coding region runs from base 143 to 1033 and encodes 296 amino acids. The transcript has 5 exons. NCBI's taxonomy places the organism in Eukaryota, Fungi, Ascomycota, Dothideomycetes, Pleosporales, Didymellaceae.